AGUCAGCUUGAAGUUCUGCCCUGCAGUGGCACUGUUGUAACUUGGAAGUUGUGCAACACCUUCGGUAAACACUUCCUCAUGUACGAACAGGAAUAAAGCUGAAGGACUCAUUCUUUGCGCCACACUCUCGGGAGAAGAGGACGGUUCCAGUCGAGUCAUUACGUACCUGGAAUCAAAGGGCUUCCUAGUCAUCUACCCAAACGGCCCCAAAAUGAUCAAAUCUCUCUUCCUUGCUACAUGCUUGCUCCUUUUUCAGCAUCAAGGGAGCUCUUUGAAGGAACUACCUGGCGUGAAGGACUUUGAAGUGGUGUACCCACAGAAAAUCCAUGUGUUGCAUAAAAGAGAUGUUGGGGGAAACCAGCACACGCAACAAAAGGCCAAAUAUGACGAGGCCAUGCAGUACGAAAUUAAAAUGAACGGGCAGAAGGUGGUUCUUCAUCUAGAAAAAAACAAGGAGCUUUUUUCCAAAGACUACACCGAGACUCAUUACUCCCCAGAUGGCAGAGAAAUUACAACAACCCCUCAGACUGAGGAUCACUGCUAUUAUGAAGGGCACAUCCAGGACGAUGCCGGCUCUGCUGCAAGCAUCAGUGCAUGCCAUGGUUUGAGAGGGUAUUUCAAGAGUCGUGGCAAGAGGUAUGUUAUUGAACCACUGAAGCUCUCAGACAGUGAAGCCCAUGCAGUCUUCAGAUACGAGAGUCUAGAACAAGAAGAUGAGACUCCCAAGAUCUGUGGGGUAACCAACACUACAUGGCAGUCAGAGGAACCCAUCAAGAAGACCUCCAGGAUGAGCACAAGUUCUGAAAAGAAGGCAUACAUGCAGGCCCGGAAAUAUGUUGAACUUUAUAUAGCUGUAGACAACACAGUGUUCAGAAAGUACAGCCGCAACAUGACUGGAGUGAGAACGAGAGUAUUUGAAAUAGUCAAUUAUAUAAACAUGGUUUACAAAGCCAUAAAUAUCCACGUGGCAUUGAUUGGCCUCGAAAUCUGGUCUGAUGGUGACAAGAUUGUUGUGAAUUCUUCAGCAGGCAUCACUUUAGAUCGUUUUUCCGAGUGGAGGCAGGAAGUUCUGCUGAAGCGCAAAAAGAAUGAUAAUGCCCAGUUACUCACGGGCAUUGACUUCAGUGGACCAACAGUAGGCUUGGCCUAUGUGGGAACCAUGUGCAAUCCUGCUCACUCUUUAGGAAUUGUCCAGGAUCACAACACAAACCCAAUUGCUAUUGGUGCUACCAUGGCCCAUGAGAUGGGCCAUAAUUUCGGCAUGAAUCAUGACACUAGUGCAUGCUCGUGUGGCUCGGAAUCUUGUAUCAUGGCAGCGCAGCUCAGCUAUAAAACCCCCAAGGAUUUCAGCUCCUGUAGUCUCCAGGAUUUUCAGAAAUACAUCAUGGAUCAAACUCCGAUGUGCAUCACCAACAUGCCACUGCCGAGGGAGAUUGUUGCAAACCCUGUCUGUGGAAAUGCUUUUGUGGAGGAGGGAGAAGAAUGUGACUGCGGUUCCCCAGAGGAAUGCACAAAUGACUGCUGUGAUGCUACAACAUGUCAACUCAAGCCCGGCGCUAAAUGCGGGUAUGGAGAAUGUUGCGAAAACUGCCAGCUUAGGCGAGCAGGAGCUGUCUGCCGACCAGCUAAACACGACUGUGAUCUCCCAGAAUUGUGUACGGGCCACUCUCAUCAAUGUCCGGUUGACCGUUUCCGAGUGAAUGGACACCCCUGCAAAAACAACCAGGGUUACUGCUACAUGGGGAAGUGUCCCACAUUACAGAACCAGUGUACAGAUCUUUGGGGACCAGAUGCCAAAGUGGGUGCAGAUUCUUGUUACACUGUCAACCAGAAUGGAGUGUAUUACGGCCACUGCAGGAAGGCUAAUGGCACAUAUGUUCCAUGUGGACAGAAGGAUCUAAAGUGUGGCAAACUGUAUUGCACUGGUGGUUCCCGAAUGCCUUCGACGGGAAGUCUAGUGUCUUUUGAUAGCUGUAAAGCCAGCUUCCCAAGCAAAGGUCAAGAGGAUGGUGGAAUGGUCAGUUAUGGAACAAAAUGUGGAGAAGGCAUGGUCUGCUACAAUGGCAAGUGUAUUGAGAUUGAGAGAGCCUACAGGUCUACUAACUGCUCCAACAAAUGCCAAGGACAUGCUGUUUGUGACCAUGAGCUCCAAUGCCAAUGUGAAGAAGGAUGGGCACCACCAAACUGUGAUGGUCCCACAGCAAACAGAUAUAUCAUCAUCAUUGCGGCUGUACUGGUGGCCCUUGCGGUCACAGCAAUCAUCAUCGCCAUCCUGGUCCGCUAUAAAAUUUUAAAGAAGAAACAGAGUCAAAGUAUCCACAAGAGUGCACCUGGAGCUACUAACCCAGGCUUCUCUGGUCAAGAGCAGAAGAGAAGACCUAAUACUGUCCCUGCACCUGGACCGCCAGAGGUCAACUCGACUCGAUUUCUCCUUCCGCCACCUCCACCUCCAGCAAACAAGCCACCACUUCGUGUUAAUAUACCAGAUGAACAAUCCAGCCACACCCCAGCCUUCUAUCAAAACUCCAGAAUGCCUAUUGUCAAACCAAAUAUCCCUCCACCUCCAGUUCCGACUGCCUUACCUCCUGUCACAGGGAAUACCGUGGCGGCCAUGAAGGUGAUUCCAACUCCUCACUUCAAGUCGAAGGCACCACCACCACCUCCUCCUCAGGCACAGAAGCCGCUGGGUAACCCCAAGGUAUGAAACAAAGUUGAAGGACCAAACCAAUUCGUUUCCUCUGGUUUGAAGAAGACGUUGCACUUUCUUGGCUUCAAAGGAGCAAAGAAUAGGGGCUUUCUGAGGAAAGUUCAAACAUUUCUCUGAAAACCAGGUUGCCAUGUUUGCCUUUGAGUGUCCUCUCCAGCAAUGCUGACUCUCAAGAAAGAAAUGGACAGGGACUUCUUCAGCCUAGUCCUGUGACAUCCACGGCGGUCAAACUGUGAUUUGAGCAUUUUAUUCCUGCUGUAAAUCUGAGUGGAUUUUUAUUUUUUUUUUGGUGAAUUGUAAAACCAAGCCGAGCAUCUAGAAGCGAUUCUGUUUCUGCACCAACGGUCCUUGUCAGUCUCUGCGACUUGUCACUGCCAUCCAUGAACAAGAUCUGAGAUUUCAGAAAGUUGCCUGAAAAUUUCACGGGACUGGAAAUUGUUCAUAUCUGACCAGUGUACAGAUAGAUGAUGAUCAUCUUCUUUUUUCUUUUUCUUUUUUUGCACCAUGGAGUAAAACUUGGCCUUAUCUAGUGCUUCAAAAACAAACAAAUGAAGCCAUCCACUUCAUUGAAUUAUUUGGAAAUACAACCUCUUCUGUCAACUCCUUUAUCAAGAAACACAAAAGCAAACUUCAGACUUCAAAUACCUGGUGUCAUAUUAUCUACCAUGAAUGUCCAGCAGUCAUGUGUAAUCUUGCAAGGAUUGCCAACGUCUUUUGAAACCCACUAUUGCUGUGUUUCUAAUAGUACUUGAUCCUCAUCUGGGUUUUAAACUCUAUGCAGCUCUCUGCCCUCUCAGAUGUUGUGUGUCUUAAAGGGGCAAGGGCAGGGCAGGCCAGCUGGCAAUCCUAAAUGAUAAAGGCCCCCACCCACCCACAUGAACACUUGAACAGACCACAGCAUCUUUGAGGUCUUUAUUUGAUCAUCUAUUUAUGUUAGAAUGUAAACCUUAAAAAGAUACACAAAAACACUACUGUGUGAAUGUUCAUGUCUUUCAUCUGAUGAAAUCCUCUUUGAACACCUGUUUUUUUUAUAUAGGAAGUGAAGCACCUGGGAGUUGUGUUUGGGGGGGGUUUACUCUAUGGAACAGUGUAUAU
Messenger RNA from Pogona vitticeps (central bearded dragon), 3802 nucleotides. RefSeq names its product ADAM metallopeptidase domain 28 (gene ADAM28). Gene Ontology annotation, molecular function: metalloendopeptidase activity. Gene Ontology annotation, biological process: proteolysis. The record is from RefSeq and is a predicted model, not a curated record. Gene Ontology annotation, cellular component: plasma membrane. NCBI's taxonomy places the organism in Eukaryota, Metazoa, Chordata, Lepidosauria, Squamata, Agamidae.